This is a messenger RNA of Exophiala aquamarina CBS 119918, 2754 nucleotides long. RefSeq lists its product as uncharacterized. Bases 1 to 2754 code for a protein of 917 amino acids. The record is from RefSeq and is a predicted model, not a curated record. The transcript has a single exon. Lineage: Eukaryota; Fungi; Ascomycota; Eurotiomycetes; Chaetothyriales; Herpotrichiellaceae.
AUGCUGUUGAAGCAGAUUAUGGAUACAUUGUCGACAAAUGUCUCUGAUAUUAUCAAAGAGCUAGACACCAAGACGAUGAGUCGCUUCGAUACGCAGGACACAAAUCUCAAAGAUAGUGCGCAGAUGCAGCAUGUCCAAAUGGAACAUAUACGAAAGGCAGAACAGAGUUCUAUGAGAGUGCGACUUCUCGACGCGUUAGGCUACCCUGAAAUCAAUGAGCGACGCAAUAUGAUAGAGGGCCGCAUCGGCAAUUUUGGUCAAACUUACAAGUGGAUAUUCAGCAAGUCGAGCGACAAACGUCACGAAUUUUUACAAUGGCUUCAGAGUGACGAAAAUCUAUUCUGGAUCAAUGGCAAGCCAGGCUCAGGGAAAAGUUCCCUAAUGACUUACAUCUACAAUUGUCUCCGUGCAGGGGGUCCAGAAUUCGCCCUCUUGCAGAAAUGGGCACAUCCCCGGCAAGUCAAAUUGCUUUCCUUCUGGUUCUUUAGACCGGCGUCAAGUCAUUUUUUAAAGUCUCUUGAAGGGUUUUGGAGAUCCCUCUGCUUUCAAAUCCUCGACAUGGACAUUGGACUUGUGGAAAAGAUCCACGAGGAUGAUUCAGCCCCUCCAACGCUGAAGUCUGCUCUUAUUGAGAAGGGGUCGGCUUCUCGGUCGUGGACGAACAAUGAACUAAGAGAAUGGUUCUUCUACGCAAUAUCGAAAUCUGAUUUGGGGUAUUGCAUCCUAGUAGACGGACUUGACGAGAUCGAAAAGAACUCCAUUCGCGAAAUUCUUCUUGACACCAUCCACGAGAUUUCUCGAAGCUCCGAGAGAAUCAAGAUUUGCUGCUCUUGUCGACCAGAAAGUCCUUUUCACCAAACGCUCAAGCAUUAUCCUUCAUUGAAAUUGCAAGACCUCAAUCACGAGGAUAUCCUGGAAGACUGCCAGAGACAGCUCGCUGGCACAUUAGCUGUAGGCUUUGCUCAUGAGAUUGCCAAUCGUGCAGAUGGCGUCUUCCUAUGGGCCCAUCUGGCGGCGAGGGAAUUACGUGCUGCAGCUCGCCAAGGAGAUAAUGAAGACGAUCUUGAACAGAGAUUGAAAGAGACUCCAGAUGAAAUGAAUGAGUUUUUCAGGACUCUUCUUGAACGACAGGAUAAAUUUUAUGCGAAGCAUCCUAAGCCUUACUUGUUCAUCCUUCAAGUUGUUACACAGCAACCAAUGCAUUUGCGCCCGACAGGCUUCACUUUAUUCGACAUGCUGUUAAUAUCUCGCAAACACGAGAUUUUAGCGAGCGAUUUCACAUCAAAUUUAGAGAAUCAAUAUUGGUUGGCGCUUGAAAGAGAGGCAGUCCGUUUGAAGGCAAACGUGGUGGCAAGUUGUGCGGGCUUGGUUGAAGUCAUUACAGGAAAGGUGCCACGAGGAUUGCCAUGGGAUUUCCCACACAAAGCAUUGGGACAAGUUGACAAGCAACCCGUAAGAUUCAUUCACAGGAGUGUACAAGACUUUCUGUUGGAGGACAACACCGCUCAUUCUCUACUUCAAUCGUCGGGGAUGUCUGAGGACGAUGUUAUAUUUAGUUGGACUGCCGCUUCAUCACUCAGAUUUAUUGCGGAACCCCGAUCUAGCCAUAUGGAGAUUUCGAGGCUUGCGCAGUUGAUCCAACCACAGCCUUUGCGGGACAAGGUAGCUCGACUGAUUCAUAGGAUCUCUCCAGUGGUCGCAGCGCGUGGGCGCUUGAGGGGGUUACCGACACACAGUGUUUAUCUGUUUGAUGUAUUCAAGACUUUUGUGAGCUCUAUUGACCUGUCACCCCUAGAAAAUGCCACGAUCAUACUACUUACAGGGGCUCGGCUGCUCACGAAUGUCACAAGUUAUAUCGACGAUCGCGAACCAAAGCAACGGCAAUGUGGUGCUCUUGUCGCCCUCCUGGAAGCUAUACAAAGCCCAGCGCUUGUCAAUCGCGACUUCAUCUCUGGGUUGGAGCGUCGUAUCGAGAAGAAUGCGGCAUUCACUAUAUGCUAUGAAUCAGCGACUUCCCCUCGCCUGCUAUUUUCAUGCAGUGGUAACAUCCAGCAGCAUAUAUUCAUUAGCACAGCACAUGUAUGGCAUAGUUACAGCCAGCGCCAGCCCGGAAUGGAAGAUAUUGACCCUGAAGAGCAGAGGAGGCUGAUUGACAGUGUUCACCUUUUGCUAGAUGUGUCAAAAGAGGGGGAUCGAUGUAUGGAUCUCUGGUUCGUUCAAGAAGCCGACAGUUUUGGAUAUGUACAGAUUAUGCCGGAACCCGAUGAAAUACCAGAUGCUUUACAGGCAAAGCUCAAACCCUACAGCAUCUUACACUUUAAGUUUAAAUGGGAUUUGCCGAAACCUCGUAAGGAGCCAGCUUGCGUUGCCGAAUGCCUCAGGUGGUCGCCCCCAGGAUUUGAUGUUUUCCUAGAUAUCUCUAGGCAUGAGGCUCAUGUCUUCGAAAAGUUCUACUGGCGGAAAGCUGAUGGUCAAGUUUGGCAAGCCUUAGUCAACCAGCAGGCAGGAAUACUUUCCAGGGCCAUUGGCAUACAUUCACCUCUCUCUGUGGCGCAGGGCGUAUUGGCAUUGAGCUUCCCCUUCUUGGACACGCCCAUGCAUUCUGCCUUCAUAUAUGACACCCAAGUUCGGACCGCUACUUCAGAUGAGAGGAGGUUAUGGGAGGACAAAUUGUACAAAAAUCGAGGCUACGAACAUCAUGACCCUAUAACCGCUGAGAUCAUCCGGCUAAUCUUGGAAAAACGUGGUGGGUAG